GCAGAAGUGCUGUGCUGCAGCAUGGAGGCCUAGGGGAGAUUUUGGGCUGAACCCUCAUUUCCUCUGUGUGGGGCUCAGUGCACACCCUUAGACCUGAUGGGGCUUGGCCAUACCCUGUGGUGAGAGCCCCUCCCUGCUGGGCCUGCAGGUCACCCUCUCCUUGCCACCCCCAGCGUGUCCAGAUCCCAAAUCCAGCAGCAGGUCAGAAGACAGAGCACCUGGGUCCUUGUCUUCUGUCUCGGAGCCCCCUGCUUGUGAGGGAUGGGGGACUGGAGCAUGCCCAUCGGCUCGCUGGGUGAGGAAGUGGUGGCCCGGCUGUGUGAGCUACUGGAUAACGCCGGCCGGGGCUGGCGCAAGCUGGCUGAGCUGGCCGGGGCCGAGAAACGCUUCAAGUGCAGCGCCGAGGAGCUGGAGAUGUGCUCGCUGAAGGUGCUGGAGCCCCGCGGCAGCCCCACCCAGUGCCUGCUGCAGCUCCUGGCCGAGCGCGACUGCACCCUCAGGUACCUGCUGGGCUGCCUGGAGCGCAUGGGGCACGAACAGGCCUGCAGAGUCCUCAGCUCCGCCGUACAGGAUGUGAUUCGCAUCACGGUGCAGCCAGAGUCACAGGUGGUGGCAGAGGGGACACAGGUGUCCCUGACCUGCUGUGCGACUGGCCCACCAGGGCUCGUGUACCAGUGGUUCUGUGGGAGGCAGGAGGUGCCUGGAGCCACAUCCCCAGAGCUGGUGAUUGACACAGCCACCCCAGUGGGCCAGCCUGAGUGGUACAUCUGCCGUGUGAACUGUGGGGCCACUUUCACCUUCUCCAGGUGGGCUCAUGUCCAGGUGGAGAAGAGAAGCAGCCCCAGCUCAGGUGGGCAGUGGCUACUGCUUGACCACAGCGGGGCUGCAGAUCCUGCAGCAGCCGCGGCCGUGCCGCCUGGCCGAGGGGGACACGCUGGCCUGGAGUGCAGAGCCAUUGGCAACCCCCCACCCCAGUACCAGUGGUUCAGGAACCGGCGCCCUGUGGAAGGGGCACAGGCACCCCAGCUCCAGGUGAAGCUGGUGACAACGGCUGAGCGGGGCAGCUACUCCUGCCGUGUGUUCAACCUCUUCCACGAGGUGUGGAGCCAGGAGGUGGACGUGGAGAUCGGCCCACGGCUCUUCACCUCUGGAGGCUCCUGGCAGGAGGGGGAUGGAGGCUCCCUAGAGUAUGGCAGCCCUGGACAACUGUAUGCCACGGACAAAGUGGCGCUGCUGAUUGGCAACAUGCACUACCUGCACCACAAGCAGCUGCAGGCGCCCAUCGUGGAUGUUCAUGCCCUUGGUGCCCUCCUCCACCAGCUCGACUUCAAGGUGGUGUCACUGCUGGACCUGCGCAAGGCCGAGAUGCAGAUGGCUGUCGAUGAGUUCCUCCUCCUCCUUGACAAGGGGGUCUACGGUUUGCUCUACUAUGCCGGGCAUGGCUAUGAAAAUUUUGGCAACAGCUUCAUGGUGCCCAUUGAUGCACCCAGCACCUACACAUCAGAGCACUGCCUGUGUGUGCAGCGGGUGCUGCGGGAGAUGCAGCAGCGCCGCACCAGCCUCAACAUCUUCCUGCUUGACAUGUGCCGCAAGAGGAACCUCAAUGAUGAUGUCAUCCCGCAGGUUGGGGCGCUGGAGGUCACGGCCAACAUCGUCUUUGGCUAUGCCACGUGUGCAGAUGCCGAAGCCUAUGAGCUGAGCCAGGGUGAGUUCUCCAACGGCAUCUUUGUAACAUUCCUCAAGCGCUGGCUGCUGGAGGAUGAGAAGAUCACGGUGCUGCUGGACAAAGUGGCUGAGGACAUGGGCACUCUGGAGAUCACACGGGGACGGCAGGCACUGGAGCUUCGCAGCAACCUCUCAGAGAGACGGGCUCUGACAGACCCCAUCCGCCCCCCGGGCCAGGAUGAGUCCUCUGCCAGGAACCUGCAGUGGGCCAAGGCUCAUGUCCUGCCAGAGAGCCGGCACCUCUGCUUUGACUGCGGUGUCACCGUCCAGCUGGCCUUCGCAGCUGAAUUCUCCAACAUUAUGAUCAUCUACACGCGUGUGGUGGCGGUCCCCAAGGACAUCACCAAGUGUGAGGCCCGGCUCACUGAUAUUCCCGAGGAGCUAGAUGUGGACCUCAAGUGCACCAACAAGGAGAGCCCAGAGGAAUUGGGCAGCCCACUGGCACCCGUCUGGAGCCUCAGCUGCCCCUCCUGCUGCCUCUAUAGCCGGAUUUGUGGCUUGCAGAAGCUGCGGCAGGAGCUGGCCUUCACUGUGUGCCUGCAGUACCGCUACCAGGGCAUGGACGACUUUGUGGAGGAGCGGCAGCGGGUGAACGUGGGGCGGCCGCUCAUCGCCAAGCUCAACCUGCAGUGGGCAGCCUCCCCCUCACCACCCCACAGUCCCCUUUUCUCCUCUCCCCAUGGGAGCUGGGGGGUGGUGGAGAGCUCGUGGGUAAACACCCCUGAGGAGAACCUGAGCCCCGAGGGCCCCAGCUCCCACACCCCGUAGAGGGACAGUGAGGCUCCCCCUCUCUGUCACUGCAGUCCCCUGAUGCCAUGUCAUCCUGCUGGGGGCCAGGGGAUGGAGGGGGCAAAGGUGACAUUGCCAGAGGCUGGGCUCCAUCCUGGCCUGUGCCAGGGGGUGCAGGUCUCACAGCACAGCACAGCUGGGACUGUGGGCUCCAGCCACAUGUCCCUGGCAUGGCAGUGCUUCCCCCCCCAUCCCUGGGCAGUGCCAGUCCCCAUCCCUGGGCAGUGCCAGUCCCCAUCCCUGGGCAGUGCCAGUUCCCCAUCCCUGGGCAGUGCCAGUUCCCCAUCCCUGGGCAGUGCCAGUCCCCAUCCCUGGGCAGUGCCAGUCCCCAUCCCUGGGCAGUGCCACCCCCCAUCCCUGGGCAGUGCCAGUUCCUCAUCCCUGGGCAGUGCCAGUCCCCAUCCCUGGGCAGUGCCAGUUCCCCAUCCCUGGGCAGUGCCAGUCCCCAUCCCUGGGCAGUGCCAGUUCCCCAUCCCUGGGCAGUGCCAGUCCCCAUCCCUGGGCAGUGCCAGUUCCCCAUCCCUGGGCAGUGCCAGUUCCUCAUCCCUGGGCAGUGCCACCCCCCAUCCCUGGGCAGUUCCUGCCCCACGUGCCAAGCCACCACCAGGCAGCGCCAGGGGCAGAGUGCCCAGAGAGCACAGCUCAGCGGGCUCGAGGUGUCGUGCCGGGGCAGGUCUAGGUUCGUUCAGGCCUGGGAGAAAUAGAGAGAAAUAAGCAGCUUAGGGGGCAAAUCCCGCGGGAGGAGAUUACAGGGGGUGGGAGCGGGAGGGCUCCUGUUCGGCCACGAGGGGGUGGGAGCAUCCCCUGGUGCUCCCAGCGCUACCAGUAGCACCCACUCCUCACAGGACAAGUCCAGGAACCGGCCCUAUCUGGGCAGUAAGCGAUUUCAAGACAGGAUUGGGAUCUAAGGGGGGAAAAAAGCCUUUUUGCUUGUAUUUUUGCCAAACAAACCCCCACAUGCUGGGGCAGGCUCCAGCGGGUAUCCACGGGGGAAAGCACCAAUAAAGCGGUCCGGCCAGGCGGCUCGGC
Molecule: messenger RNA, 3543 nt
Organism: Poecile atricapillus (Black-capped chickadee)
Lineage: Eukaryota; Metazoa; Chordata; Aves; Passeriformes; Paridae
Product: mucosa-associated lymphoid tissue lymphoma translocation protein 1-like
Biological process (GO): proteolysis
Molecular function (GO): cysteine-type endopeptidase activity
Source: RefSeq, a predicted model, not a curated record